CAGAUAGAGAGAGAGAGAGAGAGAGAGAGAAAUGGUAUUGGAAAGUUGUUUACAAGUUAGCACCAUGGCUACAACUACUAGAGCUUGUGCUCAUCUACAUGCUCACCCCUCAUUUUCCUCCAAGGAGAAGUUCAGUUUGCCGACAUGUAAGGGAUUGAUGAAGCUCUCUGCCCUCUCUCUUUCAUCAUCAUCAUCAUCAUCAUCGCCGCCUUCUUCUUCCUCGGCGUCCUCUUUAUCUCGUUCUGUGAAUCACAGAUGCCUCAGAUCCCGCAUUGUCUGCAAAGCCCGAGAAGCCGUUGAUGAAGUUUUGGUGGUGACAGAAACAAGCUGGGAAAACGAAGUCAUUGCAAGUGAGAGGCCAGCACUGGUGGAGUUCUGGGCACCUUGGUGUGGACCUUGCCGGAUGAUUGCUCCGGUGAUCGAGGAUUUGGCGAAGACUUAUGCGGGCAAGAUUGUUUGUUACAAGGUUAACACUGAUGAUUGCCCCAACAUCGCCACUAAGUAUGGGAUUCGGAGCAUCCCAACUGUGUUAUUCUUUAAGAAUGGAGAGAAGAAAGAAAGUGUUAUUGGUGCGGUGCCACUCUCUACCUUAACUACUGCUAUAGAGAAAUAUUUGGAGUCAUGAUGAAGAGGGAUAAAAACAACUUACCAUAGCUCUCUCUAUAUACUUCACAGUUACCAAUUAAGUGUUUUCUAUCCUUGAAUUCCUGAAUUUUUUCUUGUAUAUCUGUAAUUACAGUUGGCCUACUUCGUUUCAUU
Molecule: messenger RNA, 759 nt
Organism: Telopea speciosissima
Lineage: Eukaryota; Viridiplantae; Streptophyta; Magnoliopsida; Proteales; Proteaceae
Product: thioredoxin M-type, chloroplastic-like
Exons: 2
Coding region: 32-625 (197 amino acids)
Cellular component (GO): cytoplasm
Molecular function (GO): protein-disulfide reductase activity; oxidoreductase activity, acting on a sulfur group of donors, disulfide as acceptor
Source: RefSeq, a predicted model, not a curated record